AGUUGAGACGGAUAGAAAAAUUCUAACGACUUGAGAGAGUCAUCUGCUGGGAGUGAGGAGUGAAGAUCGUGGCGAGAGAAGAACUUGCCUUACUGAAUUUUUGGUUUCCGAAAAAAUAAAGAGAUUGAUCAUAGAUUCGAAUCAAGAUGGCGACUCCACCGAUAAAUACAAAUUCUCAGGUGUCUGUGUAUCUAUAUUAUCAAGACGUCAUGGAUGGUGUAAUCCGCGAUCUUUUUGAUCAAGGGGUAGAUCAAAGCGUCCUUGUCGAGUUGAAAGCCCAAUGGCGAAAAAAUUUAGCUGAAAUGGGAACUGUGACGGAUUUCAAGGACAACAGGGUCAUAGAGGAUAGCGAAAUCCCAUCGACAUCAGCGGGGCCUUCAUCAUCAAUGAAUGAUGUAGCGAAAAUCAUUCCUCCCCCACAGACCGGAUCUAGCAAAAUUGCUACCAGUGCCACUAGCGAUGAAGAUGAAAGCGAUGUGGAUGACGAAGAGGAAGUUGAGCAUAAGCCUGCUGGUCGUGGAGGAAGGGGCGGUGCUAGAGGGAGGGGACGCGGUCGUGGUCGACCCAGCAAAAUUGAAACUCGAGACGCAGGCGACAAUGAAGACACGAGCGAUAAAGAAGAAAACGACAUUGAUGAUAAGCAAGAAAUUGAGCCUCCAAUUGGUCGUGGUCGUGGUGAAUCAAGCAAAAUUGCUACUCGUGACACGAGCGAUAAAGAAGAAAGCGACACGGAUGAUAUGCAAGAAAUUGUGGCUCAGGCUGGUCAUGGUGGAUCAAGCAAAAUUGCUACUCAUGACACAAGCGAUAAAGAAGAAGAUGACAGGGACGAUGAGCAAGAAAUUGUGCGUCAGGCUGGUCGUGGAGGAAAAGGUUCUGCUAGAGGGAAGGGACGCGGUCGCGGUCGUGGGCGAGGUCAAGGUCGACCUAGCAAGAUCGAAACUCUAGAGACAAGCGAUAAAGAGGAAGACGACAUGGAUGAUGAGCAAGAAACUGAGCUUAAGCCUGGUCGUGGAGGAAGGGGCGCUGCUAGAGGGAGGGGACGAGGUCGUGGUAAAUCUAGCAAAAUUGCUACUCGUGACACCAGCGAUGAAGGAGAAAACGACAAGGAUGAUGAGCAAGAAACUGAGCUUAAGCCUGGUCGUGGAGGGAGGGGACGCGGACGACGCGGUCGUGGCCUGGGUCGAUCUAGCAAAACUGAUACUCGUGAGUCAAGCGAUAAAGAAGACGACGACAUGGAUGAUGACCAGGGUAUUAAGCUUCAGCCAAGUCGUGGAGGGAGAGGUGCUGCUAGAGGGAGGGGCCGUGGUCGCGGUCGAGGUCAAGGUCGACCCAGCAAAAUUGAAACUCGAGACGCAAGCGACAAUGAAGACACGAGCGAUAAAGAAGAAAACGAUAUUGAUGAUAAGCAAGAAAUUGAGCCUCAAAUUGGUCGUGGUCGUGGUGAAUCAAGCAAAAUUGCUACUCCUGACACGAGCGAUGAAGAUGAAAGCGAUGUGGAUGAUGAAGAGGAAAUUGAGCAUAAGCCUGGUCGUGGAGGAGAGGGUUCUGCUAGAGGGAGGGGGCGUGGUCGUGGCCGGAAACGUCCUCUUGAAAAAGAACAAUUCCCAACGGAUUUGUUAGCCUAUUUGGACGAAGUAAGGAGAAAUAUGUAUGCUACAGGUGCAGCCGACUGGCUGAUUCGCCAGAUUGAAGAGACCAUCCGGGAAGAAACAGCGUCGUUAGCGAUGUCAUCAUUAGGUCAAGGGGGACCUAGCCAAAUUGAAACUCGAGACACAAGCGACAAUAAAGACAUGAGCGAUAAAGAAGAAAACGACACGGAUGAUAAGCAAGAAAUUGAGCCUCAAAUUGGUCAUGGUCGUGGUGGAUCAAGCAAAAUUGCCGCUCGUGACACGAGCGAUAAAGAAGAAAACGACAUGGACGAUGAGCAAGAAAUUAUGCGUCAGACUGGUCGUGGAGGAAAGGGCGCUGCUAGAGGGAGGGGACGCGGUCGUGGUCGAUCUGGUAAAAUUGCUGCUCGCGCCACAAGCGACAAAGACGAAAGCGAUGUGGAUGAGCAACAUGAGAUUAAGUUUGAGCCUCGUCGUGGAGGGAGAGGUGCUGGAAGAUGGAGGGGGCGUGGUCGUGGUCGUGGCCGGAAACGUCCUCUUGAAGGCGAGCAAAUCCCUCAGCUGGAUGGUGGACUCGAUUCAAAGUUGGAUGCCGAAGACAUGGGUUGUGUCGAUGAAGAGGAAGAAGAACUUAACAAGGCUGCAAUCGAAUACCUAGCCGAACAACGGGAAAAGAUGUAUACUCAGGAUAACUUGAUCAUUUGCCAGUAUGCACAGAUCAUCCGGAGAGGAUCCUCAUGGAAAUUCAUCGUCAAAGAUGGCAUCAUGAAGAUCAACGGAAAAGACUACGUCUUCGGUUUUGGAAAGGGCGAAGCUCCGGAAGUUAAACCGGUUGGAUGGGUGCCUCCGAUUCCGAAGGCGACUGCGCUGGAUAGUCUUCCCGUGGCGGAAGCGGUACCCACGGUCUCGUCAGCAAUGCUCCCAGCCAACUUCGAACUUCCACCCGGCUUUUCUAGUGUUACUUUCCAAAUCUAAUCCCUUUUUCACCCAACUCUGAAAGACCACUAUUUUUAUUAUUUCUUGUGGUCCUAACUUUUAUUUCUUUUACAAUAUGUUACUGAUCCAUUUUGUUUACCGUUUUUCCCACUUUGUUUAACAUUUUGGCAGUAAUUAUAAACAAUGUUUUGUUGAUCUUA
Folsomia candida is the source of this 2743-nucleotide messenger RNA. Its product is annotated as ABC transporter F family member 4. Bases 147 to 2582 code for a protein of 811 amino acids. The transcript is spliced from 7 exons. Gene Ontology annotation, biological process: transcription by RNA polymerase II; transcription initiation at RNA polymerase II promoter. NCBI's taxonomy places the organism in Eukaryota, Metazoa, Arthropoda, Collembola, Entomobryomorpha, Isotomidae. The record is from RefSeq and is a predicted model, not a curated record. Gene Ontology annotation, cellular component: transcription factor TFIIA complex. Gene Ontology annotation, molecular function: DNA binding.